Mollisia scopiformis is the source of this 1560-nucleotide messenger RNA. Its product is annotated as MFS sugar transporter-like protein. Gene Ontology annotation, cellular component: membrane. The record is from RefSeq and is a predicted model, not a curated record. Gene Ontology annotation, biological process: transmembrane transport. Bases 1 to 1560 code for a protein of 519 amino acids. Gene Ontology annotation, molecular function: transmembrane transporter activity. The transcript is spliced from 5 exons. NCBI's taxonomy places the organism in Eukaryota, Fungi, Ascomycota, Leotiomycetes, Helotiales, Mollisiaceae.
AUGGAUGGCUUGUCGUUAUACGAGCAGAAGUCACUCUUGAUACAAAGGGAACUGGAUGCUAUGGGCAUGGGAAAAUAUCAGUGGUACAUAUGGAGUCUUUGUGGUCUUGGAUACUUCUUGGAUCUACUAUGGGCACAAGCAUUCGGACUUAUUGCUACCCCGUUGCAGAAAGAGCUUGGUUUUAGUGGUAUAGACGGACAAUUGGGAGACAUUUUCACAGCAUUCAGCUCAGGUCUGACAGCUGGUGCGUUCGUCUGGGGUGUAUUGGUGGACAUCAUCGGUCGUCGCUGGGCUUUCAAUGGCACUGUUCUAAUAACUUGCAUCUUCGGCCUCUCUCUCGGAGCACCAAAUACCUAUAAUGCAGUUCUCGUCCUCACUGCGUUCAAUGGGUUUGGAAUUGGAGGAAACAUCCCAAUUGACACCACGAUUUGUCUCGAGUUCUUGCCGAAGAAUCGACGAUUUCUCCUCGCACUCCUCUCGAUCUUUCAACCUCUUGGGGUCAUUGUCUGUUCAGGUAUCGCAUACGGCUUCAUACCCAAAUACUCGUGCGACUCGGAACUACUAUCAUGCCAUUCAUCGUCGCUCGCUCCUGGCGCACCAUGCUGUACCAAAUCGUCAAACUACGGAUGGAGAUACCUGAUGUUCACUCUUGGUGGCAUAUCUCUAUUCGUCUUCAUUAUGCGAUUCGUCGUCUUCACAUUCCAAGAGAGCCCUAAAUAUCUGUUGAGCAAGGGUAAAGAUGAACAGGCUCUGAGAGUACUAGACAAUGUUGCGAAAACGAACGGGACUCAAUCUCGAAUCACAAUGGCGACUUUUGAGAAUCUCCGGGAGAGCGAAGGACAACGAUCGAGCUCCGACUCUUCAGGUACAGCCAUGAUUCGAGAAGGAAACCUGGUUGGGUCAAAACGAUUCGUGGAUGCACCAAUGGAAAGCAUCAAAACAGAGCUCAAGCGCGUCAGCAUUCUGUUUUCUACGGCUACUCUGGCCAGAUUGACGAUCCUGGUAUGGAUCAUCUAUGCUUUCGAUUAUUGGGGAUUUUCGGUUGCUGGAUCAUUCCUCCCCACCAUCCUAGCAAGGAAGAACUCUAGCAUCAAUGUUUCCAUCUCUGAAACCUACCGAGACUACAUAAUAAUCUACACACCCGGACUCGUUGGCGUCGCUCUCGGUGCUUUACUUAUUCAAGUUCCCCACGUCGGACGCAAAUACGCCAUGUUUACCUCCUCUCUUCUCAUGGCUGUAUCCCUUUUCUUAUUUGCAGCAGUCAACACGCAAGCUAGCAACGUGGGCUUAAACACCAUGGAGUAUUUCUUCCAAAGCAUGUUCAACGCCAUCCUGUACGGUUGGACACCAGAAGCGUUCCCUGCCUCUGUUCGCGGCACUGCAUCUGGCGUAGCUUCAUUCUGGGGUCGGUUAUUCUCGAUUUUUAGUCCCUUAAUUGCUGCUCAUUUGCUGGAAAAAAGCUUGAAUGGGCCAUUAUAUUUGGCGGGAGCAGGGGUGUUGGUAUGCUGUGUGGCGAUUCUGGGAUUGCCGGGCAAGACGAUGGUUGGCGACGACUUAUGA